UCCGAUGGCGUGGAGCAGGCAAGUUGCCCUCCUUGGUGAAAUUAACAACCUCUUCGUUCAGAGAGAACCCCCACACCGAGGUGCAAAGCGCUUCCCGUAGUCCUAGCUUUCUGUUGUUUUCUCGCAUUUUCUCACCAACCAAACGCUGAAUAGAUAAAACCGUGGAGGAUGGUGGAUCAGAUCCACACACCACCGCCCAGAUCCGCCGCGGACCUCUUCUCGGAUCCUCUCGAUACUCACCCAUUAUGGUUUAAGCCUGCAUCGUUUCUAUCCCCGGAUUUCGAUUCUGAAUCGUACAUUUCGGAGCUCCGUACUUUCGUCCCUUUCGACACUCUUCGCUCAGAGCUUCAGAAUUACCUGUCCUCCCUCAAUCACGAGCUCAUCGAUCUAAUUAAUCGUGAUUAUGCCGAUUUUGUAAACUUGAGCACUAAGCUUGUCGAUGUAGACGCCGCAGUGGUGCGCAUGCGGGCCCCGCUAGUAGAGCUCAGAGAUAAAAUUGAGCAAUUCAGGGGAUUAGUGGAAGGUUCGCUAGUGUCCAUGAAAAACGGGCUAAGGCAAAGAUCCGAGGCAGCCUCAGCGAGGGAGACUUUGGAGCUUCUUCUGGAUACAUUUCACGUGGUAUCUAAGGUUGAAAAACUAAUAAAGGAGCUACCUAGUGUGCCUGCUGAUUGGUCAAAUGGAGAUGUGAAUUUGGCAGAGAGAAAUUCCAUGAGCAAUGGUAUUUCUGUGCAACAUGCUGAGAAUGGGACUAGCGUCAGAGAAACUCAAAGCGUGCUGCUGGAGAGAAUCGCCAGUGAGAUGAACCGGCUGAAGUUCUAUGUCACACAUGCCAAGAACCUGCCUUUUAUUGAAAAUAUGGAGAAGAGGAUUCAAAAUGCUAGCCUAAUAUUAGAUGCAAGCUUGGGCCAUUGCUUUGUUGAUGGUCUAGAGCACCGAGAUGCAACUGCAAUAUACAAUUGCUUACGUGCAUAUGCUGCCAUUGAUAACACCAAGAAUGCAGAAGAAAUUUUUCGAACCACUAUCGUGGCCCCAUUGAUACAGAAGAUUAUUCCACAUGGACCUUCAGCCAUGACUGCUGAAUCAUCUGCAGACGGACUUGAUAGUGAUUAUGAGCAGAUUAAGGAGUGCAUUGAUAAAGACUGUAAAUUUUUAUUGGAGAUUUCUUCAGCUGAAAAUUCUGGGUUGCAUGUUUUUGACUUCUUGGCCAAUUCAAUUCUCAAAGAGGUUCUCUCUGCAAUCCAGAAGGGAAAGCCUGGGGCAUUUUCUCCAGGAAGACCAACAGAGUUCUUGAAAAAUUACAAAUCAAGCCUGGAUUUCUUGGCUCAUCUUGAAGGCUACUGCCCGUCCAGAUCUGCAGUUGCUAAAUUUCGUUCUCAAGCUAUUUAUUCAGAGUUCAUGAAGCAAUGGAAUAUUGGUGUAUAUUUCUCUCUGAGGUUUCAGGAAAUAGCAGGAGCUCUAGAUUCUGUGCUUAUAACAUCAAGUCUUGUCCCUGUUCAUAAUUCAGACCCUGGUGAAGCAAACUAUCAAAAUCUAACUCUAAAACAGAGUGUCACUCUAUUGGAGAGCUUGAGGUCAUGCUGGAGAGAAGAUGUUUUUUUGCUUUCUUGUUCUGAUAAGUUCCUCCGCUUAUCCUUGCAGCUUCUUGCUAGAUACACUAAUUGGUUGUCAGCUGGGCUGACUGCUCGCAAGACUGGGAACACAAGCACCAGCCCAGGGUCUGAAUGGGCUGUUUCAGCUGUUGCGGAUGACUUUAUUUUUAUUAUGCAUGAUAUCAGAUGUCUGGAGGAGCAGGUUGACGGUGAUUUUCUUCAACACGUGCUUCAAAUUCUAUCCACUUGUUCCUCCGAUGUUCUUGAAUUGGUAAGGCAGAGCAUUUUACAAGGUGGUCAAUCAUUGAAAGAUUUGGAACCUUUAGUCAUCAAAACAGUGGUGGAGUCACUUGUGGAGAAGUCAGUUGAGGACCUGAGGCAGAUGAAGGGAAUAACAGCAACCUACAGGAUGACUAAUAAACCUCUUCCUGUGAGGCAUUCCCCUUAUGUUUCUGGGGCAUUGCGUCCUCUUAAGGCUUUCCUGGAUGGGGAGAGAGCUGCAACAUAUUUGGCAAGUGAAGCCAGACAUAAAGUACUUCUAGGUGCUGCAACUGAAAUCACUGACCGUUAUUACGAAUUAGCAGCUGAUCUUGUUAAUGUGGCGAGGAAGACAGAGUCUUCACUCCAGAGAAUUCGGCAGGGAGCACAACAAAGGCGAGGCGGAGCUAGUUCGGAUGUCUCAGAUCAUAAUGUCUCUGACACGGAUAAAAUCUGUAUGCAGUUGUUCCUUGACAUUCAGGAGUAUGCUCGCAACUUAUCUGCACUUGGGGUUGAUGCAGUCAAUAUACCAUCCUACCGUUCAUUGUGGCAGUGUGUGGCUCCUGCAGAUAGGCAAAACACAAUCACGUUUUAAAUUUUGCAUCUUCGGAUUAUGCAGCCUCUAGGUUGGUUUCUUGGUCGGGAGUUUUUGUUUAACUUGAAAUCCAUUAUACAAUUAGCUCCCUUUGCUUAUAGUCACUUAAAGGCCCACAUAUUUUAGCUACAGGUAUCAGUGUCCCAAAAUCACCUUGAUGAAAUUGCGUUGCUCUCUGCCCUUUGUUUUUCUCUUCUUAUUCUUUCCCUCUUUCAGUAAAAGAAACACAAUUAAUUUGCAUA
Prosopis cineraria is the source of this 2684-nucleotide messenger RNA. Its product is annotated as conserved oligomeric Golgi complex subunit 2. Gene Ontology annotation, biological process: protein transport; Golgi organization; intra-Golgi vesicle-mediated transport. Bases 169 to 2442 code for a protein of 757 amino acids. Gene Ontology annotation, cellular component: membrane; COG complex. The record is from RefSeq and is a predicted model, not a curated record. The transcript has 12 exons. NCBI's taxonomy places the organism in Eukaryota, Viridiplantae, Streptophyta, Magnoliopsida, Fabales, Fabaceae.